CCCUCAUGGGUUAACAGACCGCUAUUCUCAGAUCCGGACAAGUGCGGCCUUAUAAAAAGCAGCGGACUGCAGCGCAAAGGACACUGAUUUCUACUGGAAGGGAGCUGAAUGGACUGCGCCAACAAUUGGAUGUAGAUCUGUGCCACAUAGAGCCCGCUUUACUGUGACACGACUGCAGAAAGGCUUCCACGAGUUCCCAAAGUGGCAUCUUAUGGCUGUCUAGAGUUCCACACCAGCCGCACUCAGACCACAACAUGAAUUUGUCAGGCCUGCUCAUCGCCUGCUCCUGUUUGAUCCUUGGAUGCUCGGGGAAGCCGCAGAUCCCUGAACAGGAGAAAGAUCCAAAGUACUGGAACAACUGGGCUCAGCAGACGCUGAAGAACGCCUUGAAGCUGCAAAGUCUUAACAUAAACAAAGCGAAAAAUCUGAUCCUCUUCCUCGGAGAUGGGAUGGGCGUUCCCACGGUGACGGCAGCUCGAAUACUGAAGGGUCAGCUGAAUGGAAAGACCGGAGAAGAGACCCAGCUGGAGAUGGACAAGUUCCCUUUUGUUUCUUUGGCCAAGACAUACAACACUAAUGCGCAGGUCCCGGACAGCGCAGGCACAGCCACCGCCUUCCUCUGUGGGGUCAAAGCAAACGAGGGCACGGUUGGUGUGAGUGCAGCUGCGGUCCGCUCCCAAUGUAACACCACAGAGGGCAACGAGGUCACCUCCAUCCUCAAAUGGGCGAAGGAUGCAAGAAAGUCCGUGGGAAUUGUGACAACAACACGUCUUACCCACGCAACUCCAAGUGCUGCCUACGCCCACUGUGUAGACAGAGAUUGGUACUCCGACAAUGAGAUGCCACCUGAAGCCCUGCAGUCCGGCUGCAAGGAUAUUGCCAGACAACUUUUUGAAAACAUUCCCAACAUCGAUGUGCUUAUGGGUGGAGGGAGGAAAUAUAUGCAUCCCAAGAACAUGUCAGAUGUAGAAUACCCGAAUCAAGCAAAGCACAGCGGCACACGAAACGAUGGAAGAAACUUGGUGGAAGAAUGGAAAGCAAGAAUGAAGGAUAAGAAGGCCCAUUAUGUAUGGAACAAGAAUCAGCUCCUAUCUCUGGACCCUAGAAAUGUGGAUUACUUGCUGGGUAUUUUUGAACCUAAUGAUAUGUCUUACGAUUUGGAGAGGAACAGUGACACUGAUCCUUCACUAACAGAAAUGGUGGAUGUAGCCAUCAAGAUCCUAAAGAAGAACCCCAAUGGAUUUUACCUCCUUGUGGAAGGAGGACGCAUUGACCAUGGUCACCAUGAGGGUAAGGCCAAGCAGGCUUUGCAUGAAGCUGUGGAAAUGGAUCGAGCCAUUGGCCGGGCAGAUCUGCUGACCAGUACACUUGACACGCUGACCGUUGUUACCGCAGACCAUUCACAUGUGUUCAGCUUCGGAGGCUACACCCAUAGAGGGAGCACAAUAUUUGGCCUGGCCCCUAUGUCAAGUGAUAUUGAUCAGAAGCCUUUCACCUCCAUUUUGUAUGGAAAUGGACCUGGCUACAAACUUGUCAAUGGGGCACGAGAGAAUGUUUCCACAAUUAAAUACGAGGAUAACAACUACAGAGCCCAGUCAGCUGUACCUCUGAACUACGAGACUCAUGGAGGGGAGGACGUGGCUGUCUUUGCUAAAGGUCCCCUAGCUCAUCUGCUGCAUGGAGUCCAUGAGCAAAACUACAUUCCCCAUGUGAUGGCAUAUGCGGCUUGUAUUGGCCAGAACAAGGAUCAUUGUUAUUCAAAGGAUGGAGCAGUGGGCUUAAAGCCAGUGUUUUCAAGCAUUGCAACCAUUCUAACAAUCACUCGGCUCCUGUGCUGACCCCCCACAGGCACUGUUUUCCAUCAAUAUUGUUCUUAACCGGUUUCCUAUUUCAAGAUUUUUUUAUGUAGUGUUUUUCAUUUUGUAAUGUCUCCAUAUGAUAUUUUUAUAAUGAGACUGAGUUUUACAUAAUUAAUCAAGAAAAUUGUGAGUUCCUAUUCAGCAAUGCCUGAAUUUAUGUAGAUUGAUUUAUCAAAAAAAAAAGGAGGUUCAAACCAGCAACAACUGCUGAGCCAAAAAUAGGACACGUUAACAGCAAGCAUUUUCUCUCCUGGCUGUUUCAGCAGUUCAGUGAAGAGGGCUGGCAGAGGGUUGAUCAACCAUAUAGUCCUAGGGGGAGUUAAAGGGAUUUGUCAGCUCACUUCAGUUGUUUCAUCUUUUAUGAAAAAAAAAAAUGAUUCUGCUUCAAGUCAAAGGGGAACAUACCACUUUAACUAUUUCUCUCUUAUAGAACAAUACACAAUACUUGCAUACGUUUUAGGGGUGUGUGAAAAGGUGCUGUAAACAACAAAAGCUUUCAAAAACUGAAGUGUACUCAUUUUUAUUUAAAAGAUCUAAAACAUUCAUUGAAUGAACAAAGAAAUCUAAAUCAAAUCGACAUUGGUGUGUCUUCCUCUUACUUUAAAACCACAUCAAUUUUUGUAGGUAUACUUUCACACAGUUUUCAAAAGAACUAAAAAAUACAUUUGGGGCCAAUUAUGUGUCUCUGAUCUGUCUUGUAUGAUGGAUAAAUAUCUGCCUGUAUUUUAUCAGUACUGAGAACAAUGGUAAUCCUGACCAAAUCUGCUAUUUGAAUUGAUUUAUGGAAUGAAGUCUCAAACGUUAAAAUAACGUACACCAUACUUCACUGUUACCUGUGGAUGCUCAUUAUUGUACUGUACUUUAGCCAUAUGAUGAACAAACUGCCUUCUGCUACAGCCAUAUAUUUUCCAUUGUUGGUAGUCACCUGCUGCCUAAAGGAACCCCCAGUUCCUUUUCUUUUUGCUUAUAUUUAAGUCAAUAGGCAAUAUAUCCACGUCAGAGGUAUUGCUUUUGUUGGCUGCAGCUGUUUCAUGAAUACCACUUCAGGCUUCUUCAGAUAGUAGAUAUUUCUGCUAGUUAUGUGCUGAUGGCAGUGAUAGACAUCUUACCAAUUAUGAAAGGAAAUAAGUUUGAUGCGUCUUUUAUCUGCCACACUGUUUCCUUGGCCAACCACUGCAUCCACAAUCCCCAACCUUGCAUGUUUCUUUAAAUUUCUUCAUUGUUUGAACAGCACAUCUUUAAAAAACCCAGUCUGUUUUGAAGUCUUUGUAAGAGAGAGACCUCAUCGGUGCAGUAUACCUUGGGUCUUGUUACUAUGCUCCCUCUUGCCAUGGCAUGAAGCUAUCUUUCACAACAUAACUUUGGUAGCAGAUUGUUUGUUCUUCACCCAUAUUUUAAGCUUCCUACACGUCUGUUUUUGUGUUAAUUCUUGACAGUGAUUCAACCUCUCUGGGAUAAUCAUUACACAUGUUGGUAUACCUGGUGGAUAAUACACCAGACUAUAAACCUAUAAAAUCCUUGACAUUGUGCGAGUGCACCUAAAGAUUGAUGCUAGUUUGAAGGAAAAAGCUAUUGACAUGCUUUAGUUACUCUUUCUCGUUCUUUAUAUUUCUGAAAGCAAUGUUGGUCUACAGCUUUUUUUCCCACUUGCCUCAAAUGUUUGCAUAUAAAUGUAUAGGUAUAUUUAUAUAUAUAUAUAUAAAACUCCAGAAGCCGUGCCAAGAGUUCAGCACAAGAGGACUGUUCUGACUGAAUGAUUACUUCAACCGCUCGACUCCUUAGGAACACCUCGCCUGCUCAAAAACUUAAAUACAAAAUAGUAUGUUUGCCAAUCAGCAUCAAGUAGCUAGCUAUACGACCUGAAAUAUUUAGGCGAGUUAUCCAAUCAGUGCUCUACAUUCUCGCUGCUUACCUCGAUAGACCGAGGCUCAAACCUCAGGGAUUUCUCUUUAACACUCUGAAAGUGUCCAAGAGCGGAAUCAACAGCGAAUUAAUGCACAACAUACUCAUGAAAUCAGGCGCAUUUAGCACAUAUUUAAUGCAGUUAAUGACUAAAUUUAUAAAGUUUGACGAUGCAUAUUUUACAAAUAAAUUUAUUAAAUUUACGCAGGAGGAUUAGCAUUAUUAUAUAUAUGCGCUGUAAAGUAUUCGCUCACUUGCCUUGACUUGCAUUUGAACUUUUAACAACAUCCCCUUCUUAAUCCAUUAAACCUCCAUUAAAUCUAGAUUGUGACAUGAUGUUGAUCCAUCCUUUGCUGUUUUAACUUAAACUCAGUGGGUUGUUCACAAGGUUUAUCAUUGUGUUUAUGGGAACUUCUUCUAGGGGCACAUUUGUGAGGUCAUAGACUGAUAUUGGACAAGAAGGCCUUGCUUUCAAUCUUUGCUCUAUUUUAUCCUAAAGGUGUUCUAUCAAGUAAAUGACCAGACUUUAUGCAGGUCAGGCAAACUCAUCCACACCAAACUCCUUCAUCCAUGUAUUAGUGAACUGGUGCUCAGCCAUCUCCUAGCUGUCCCUACAAAGUUAGGAGAAUAUUGUGCAAAAUCUCUUGGAAUGCAGAAGCCCACAUGGCAGCACCCAAUCAAACGAGUAGGGGUGUCAGGAUCAGAUAUUAAUGUCGGAUUAAAUUGGUUGGCAAAUAAAAUUUCUGAUAUUGGCAUGCUGAUAAUAAAACACUCUGCUUCUAUUUAAAGUUUCUGUAACUCAUUGGUUAAUAUUACAUGGGUCGGUUAAUCUCAUAAUUUUUGUUCUCUAUUUUAGUAAUAUUACUUGAUGAAGUCUUUCUUAACAUUCUAGAGUACACAAUAACUAAUAGAUGAAUGGAUUAUUGAUAUUAGUCAAUUCUGAAAGCUUCAAUAUCGGUAUCGUAUCGGAAAUUAAAAAGCUGUAUUGGGACAGCCAUACAUACAAGUACUCUCUUUUUGGCAACAGCCAAACCGAGACUAGUCCAUCGCAAUGCCAGUUGGAGAACCCAGUUUUGUCGCUAAAGAGGCUGCUCUAUAGUCGAGGAUGUCUGGCUUUAAAGUGGAGAUGAAAUGGUCAACCAAUUAACUUGAUUUACGAGAUUGUGUUUUACUAUCAACAAUAAUGAUAUUACAAACAUUAAAAAUAUAAACAUAUAAAAGAAAAAACUGAGUGUUGUUUAUAAUUUUUUGGCAUUGGCAGCACCAUGUUGCAGUAAUCAAAGUGGUGGUGCCACAGAAGGGUUGGUUGGGUGUUUAGCUAUUAUUUGAUUUCAUUGGUAAUCACAGCUGUACGCCUACCUAACAAACGUAAACCACUAAUGAAAUUCAGUAUGAUGGAAGAGGAAGUUGAAAGUCCCAUAUGCUAUUAAGCCCAUUCUUCGUUUGACCUGGGCCCUGGAGAGCAGAGAAGCUACGAAAGCUGUUUGUGAAGGUUAUGUAGAGCAGAAGACUUUUUAGUCUAAAAAGUUAGCGGCCCAGUAGACAAUCAGAAUUCAGCCUGAAGCUGCUCUCAGUGUUUUUAAUUUUACCACCUAUAAGCUAAACUUUACUGUAAGUAGAGUCUACCCACACACUCUGACAGCGAGUCAGCUGCAUCAAUCUGCUGCAAUGAAUCAAUCUGUGCAAAAACACGCUAAGUAGGCAGGGCAGAGACAGGUAAAGUUUUGUUGGCAGGUACUAAAUCAUCAACUGUGUUUCUUCACUCCAAACAAACAUCGAUUCCUGGAACCUCCAACAUUGUCCCUAUUUUAACCUCUUAUUAACACCCUUUUUUAAUGUAGCUCCAACAGCAGUCAUCAGAAUGAACACAUCUCUGAAGGACAGGGUCCCUUAGCCACAGGCAACAACUGCCGGUGUUCUGUCAGAUCAGCAAAGCCCGUCAGACCAGCAUGCCCAUAGUCAAAACGCAUGCACAAGAUGUCAGAUGCAUACUUCUAACACAGUGUAAGGACGUCUACUAGGCUACUUUAUUUGUGAUGUAAUAAACAAAAAUUUUUUAUCUGAGGUGAAGAGAAUUUAAAACAAAAACUGCUUUAAACUCAGACAGCCUCGCUCUCUGUGGUCGCUAUUUCACUUCCUGACGUAGAUGCUAACCUGUCAGAUUGUCGUACAACGGCUAAGUCAGGGAUGUCAAACUUGUUCCCGAAAAGAGCGUGUGGCUGCAGGUUUUCUUUCCAACCAAGCAAUAGCACACCAGACUCCAGACAUCUCAUUAAGUGAGCCAAACUGAACACGAUGACUUUAUGAGCUGUGUGGUGUCUGGUGUUUGGUUGGAAAGAAAACCUGCAGCCACACGACCCUUUCAGGAAUCUGUUUGACACCCCUGGGUUAAGUGUAUUCUGAUAUGGCUGCAGAUUGAUC
Molecule: messenger RNA, 6182 nt
Organism: Cyprinodon variegatus (sheepshead minnow)
Lineage: Eukaryota; Metazoa; Chordata; Actinopteri; Cyprinodontiformes; Cyprinodontidae
Gene: alpl
Product: alkaline phosphatase, liver/bone/kidney
Exons: 12
Coding region: 255-1838 (527 amino acids)
Biological process (GO): dephosphorylation
Cellular component (GO): plasma membrane
Molecular function (GO): alkaline phosphatase activity
Source: RefSeq, a predicted model, not a curated record